GUAAGAUCAGCGAAGGUUUGCUACAACUGCUUGCGUUCUCAUAGAGACAGGCCUUGUAAAUUCUCGAGCUGCUCGAUAUGCCAAAAACGUCACAAUACGUUAUUGCACCUCGACAAUUGCAAGUCCGUCGACAAAUCUGAGACGGCGCAAUCCGCGACUACUACUUCACAAUGACUAUCCGAUCAGGCCACGCGAAAAACUACAAGUCUAGCCGCGAUAUCGCAUAACGUUACUUCGCAAUUAUUAACGAGCGCGUUGAUAUACGUCCACGACAAUAAGAACGAACUCAUUCGAUGUCGCGCCCUGUUAGAUACAUGUGCAUCCGCGAACUUCAUAUCCGAAUCCUUAUUAAAACGUUUAGGUGUGCCCGCAAUCGCGCACCCAUGUCCGAUCAGUGCGAUUAAUACCAUGAGCACUGAAUCGAAGAGUAUGGUACAAAUAACAAUACAGUCAAUGCGCGGCAGUUUUCGUAAACAAUUAACAUGUCUGUCUAUUCCGGCUAUCGCGGAUUUAAUACCAUCCGAUAUAUUUCCGCGAGACACCAUAAAAAUACCCGCGAACAUCAAGCUGGCGGAUCCGGAUUUCCAUUUACCACGUCCAGUCGAUCUUUUAAUCGGUUCCGGAUCGACAUUGUCGUUAUUCUCCGUGGGUCAAAUUAACUUGUCACAUAAUGCUCAUGAUCUGUAUUUACAAAAGACGCGAUUGGGUUGGGUGAUUGCGGGUAGCGCAUCGGAACGAACUUCUUCCAAAUCUAUAUCGUGUGGCCUGACCAAUUUAGAAAAACAGCUAACGAAAUUUUGGACAAUCGAAGAGGUCACUAUUGACCAACCGAAAUCAUAUGAAGAGAUCGAAUGCGAAUCACAUUUCGUAAAAAAUGUAUGUCGCGAUACCGGCGGCCGUUACAUAGUCCGACUUCCGUUUCGCGAACCAAGCAAACGUCUCGGUGAGUCAUAUGACAUUGCUCUCAAAAGGUUGCUAUCUCUAGAACGUAAACUUAACAAAAACGCGACUUUGGGCGCCGAGUACGCGCGAGUCAUUGACGAAUAUUUAGAACUGGGUCAUAUGUCUCGAAUAGACCAUACCGGAGAUGGAUUUUAUAUGCCUCACCACGCUGUAAUAAAGGACUCGAGUCAUACCACUAAGGUCCGAGUAGUCUUCGACGCAUCUGCGAAAUCAUCUAACGGAAUAUCGCUAAAUGAUAUCUUAAUGGUAGGGCCCACAAUACAAAGUAAAUUGUUCGCACAUUUAAUUCGGUUUCGUUCAUAUAAUUAUGUGAUAUCGGCGGAUAUCGAAAAAAUGUAUCGUCAAAUACUAUUGCAUGAAGACGAUCGGCGAUAUCAGCGAAUUCUAUGGCGGAGGGAUGACAAGGUAGUGACGUUUCAAUUAAAUACGCUCACAUUCGGCGUUGCUUCUUCACCAUUCCUCGCCAUUCGCACUUUAAAGCAACUGGCGGACGAUGAGCGACAAGAGUUCCCCAGAGCGGCCGAAAUUCUUAAGAAUCAUGUAUACGUAGAUGAUUUAUUAACGGGUGCUGAAACUAUCAAAGACGCUCGAAUGAUUAGGGAUGAAAUAACCGCAUUGUUAGCGCGGGGUGGUUUUACCAUUCGACAGUGGGCGUCUAAUGAUACGCGGGUGAUUGAGGAUUUAGCCGACAACGCGUUACACGCGAACUUAACGUUUAAUAGCGAUUGUUCUUUACAAGCAUUGGGGGUAUCGUGGAACACGCGUAACGAUAGAUUAUGUAUCGCAGUACAUUCGAUCGAAAAUUCGGAACCGUUAACAAAACGGAGUAUCUUAUCGAGCAUUGCUAAAAUUUUCGAUCCGCUGGGAUUAUUGGGUCCAGUGGUGUUACAUGCUAAACGACUAAUACAGGACGUUUGGAAGUGCGGAACGCAUUGGGAUGAAUCUGUUCCGCAGAGUAUCCAUACAGAAUGGUCGGAAUUCACCCGACAAUUAGGCUCACUGCGCCAGGUUUCAUUUGAUCGAAGAUUAUUAGUAGAGAAUCGAAAGAACAUUGAAAUACACGGAUUUUGCGACGCGAGCGAAGUCGGAUACGGAGCGUGUUUGUAUAUUCGAUCGACGGGAGGAAGCAGCGGUAUUAUCAGUAAAUUGUUAUGUGCCAAGUCAAGGGUCGCCCCGGUAAAACCUGUUACCAUACCGCGCCUCGAACUUUGCGGCGCGUUAUUGUUAGCAAGGUUACAUCGCGAAGUUAGUCACGCGCUAAAGUUCGUGCCCGAUAGAACGAUUUUUUGGUGCGAUUCAACCAUCGUAAUACAUUGGUUGAAGACGUCGCCUCAUCGACUUAAAACUUACGUGGCGAAUCGUGUCGUCGAAGUACAAGAGUUAACCAAGUCGAUUGAGUGGCGACAUGUUAGAUCGGAAGACAAUCCGGCCGACGCGAUCUCAAGGGGUCAACUACCUCACGCCUUUUUGCAAAAUAAAAUAUGGCAUACCGGACCUUCGUGGUUAAUCAGAAACGAGAAUGAGUGGCCCGGCACCGAUACUCAAAUGAUUGACAUACCCGAAUUAAAGGGGAACACUUGCUUGAUGACGGCCUUUAAGGAUCUCGAUAUACUUAAAAAAUAUUCUUCAUAUUCGAAGUUAUGUAGAAUUGUUGCCUACUGUUUCCGAUGGCGUCCCGCUAACAAAUACGCCGGGUCAUUGUGCGCAAAGGAAAUUGAUGAAGCUGAAGGUCGCGUAUUAAAGGUCCUUCAAACAUCAGAAUUCGCUGACGAAAUAAAACUUCUUCAAGCCAAGCAUUCGAUGUCCAAAGCCAAUCGAUUAUCCACUUGGCAACAUAUCACAAAGGUGCGACAGGAUUUUUGGGCUCGUUGGAAUCUGGAGUACUUAAACGAACUCCAGAAACGCACCAAGUGGAUCAAAGAUGGUCCAACAGUCGAUGUCGGAACAGUGGUUCUGCUUAAAGAAAAACACCUGCCUUGCACUCAAUGGGCACUGGGCCGAGUUACCAAAUUACAUCCAGGCAAAGAUGGGAUUACCAGAGCAGUUACCAUGAAAACCGCAUCUGGAGAGACGAAGAGAACCGUCAACCAUCUCUGCCCCCUCCCGAUUGAUAAAUAGCCAUAUUUGUAGUCAUAUUGGUCAUAUUUGUACAAGCGAUAAUUACCACAUGUAUCAUAACAAAUGUCUCAACUCGAAGCGAUACAACAAAUGUCUCAUCUCGAAGCGAUAUAACGAUGCGUAAUUCGUCGACGAAUUUAUACCAGGAGUACUCCAUUAUAUAUCUUGCGCACAACACACAUACGAAUCUGAUCACUAAUCUAUAGGAUAGUUGAUCGCUACCCUCUCAACGGGGGG
Vollenhovia emeryi is the source of this 3318-nucleotide messenger RNA. RefSeq lists its product as uncharacterized. The transcript has 2 exons. NCBI's taxonomy places the organism in Eukaryota, Metazoa, Arthropoda, Insecta, Hymenoptera, Formicidae. The record is from RefSeq and is a predicted model, not a curated record. The coding region runs from base 409 to 3081 and encodes 890 amino acids.